Hirundo rustica (Barn swallow) is the source of this 461-nucleotide messenger RNA. RefSeq names its product histone H3. The transcript has a single exon. The coding region runs from base 1 to 411 and encodes 136 amino acids. The record is from RefSeq and is a predicted model, not a curated record. Gene Ontology annotation, cellular component: nucleosome. Gene Ontology annotation, molecular function: DNA binding; protein heterodimerization activity; structural constituent of chromatin. Lineage: Eukaryota; Metazoa; Chordata; Aves; Passeriformes; Hirundinidae.
AUGGCUCGUACGAAGCAGACUGCUCGUAAGUCGACGGGCGGGAAGGCGCCCCGCAAGCAGCUGGCCACCAAGGCUGCCCGCAAGAGCGCGCCGGCCACGGGCGGCGUCAAGAAGCCGCACCGCUACCGGCCCGGCACGGUGGCGCUGCGCGAGAUCCGGCGCUACCAGAAGUCGACGGAGCUGCUGAUCCGCAAGCUGCCCUUCCAGCGCCUGGUGCGCGAGAUCGCGCAGGACUUCAAGACCGACCUGCGCUUCCAGAGCUCGGCCGUCAUGGCGCUGCAGGAGGCCAGCGAGGCCUACCUGGUGGGGCUCUUCGAGGACACCAACCUGUGUGCCAUCCACGCCAAGCGCGUCACCAUCAUGCCCAAGGACAUCCAGCUGGCCCGGCGCAUCCGCGGCGAGCGUGCCUGAGUCUCCAGACCCGUGUCCACUCUGUGAACCCGCGUUGUUUUCCCCAUACC